Symbiodinium pilosum is the source of this 360-nucleotide messenger RNA. NCBI's taxonomy places the organism in Eukaryota, Dinophyceae, Suessiales, Symbiodiniaceae. The record is from the annotation of a GenBank genome assembly.
AUGAUUCUUGUUGAUGUGCUAAGGGCCUAUCCCACUGGCCUGGGGGUACAGAUACACAAGUGCUAUCAGGAAGCUUUGAAGCUGCCAGCUGAAGCAUUUCUACGCUUUGGCAUCAAGGUUCCUAAGAAGCCUCCGAGCCAGAUUUUUCAUGACAUGCCUAUUGGCGACAUCUGGGGCGAAGCUGAUCUUCUUCCAGUCUUCGAGUAUUUGUACACAUGCAAGUAUGUCAGGAUCCCCGAUGAUUGGGUAAUUCCAAUGAAGGCGUUCAAGCACGACCUCUUGAAAGAAGCUGCUUGGAUGCUAGAUAGGCGCAUGAUGUCGAGACAUGUACAUGUAGAACCUCUAUAUAGCCUAGGUUGA